AUGUCGGACCCAACGAUAGGCUUUGAGCACAUGGGCCUCGACCCCCGGCUCCUGCAGGCCGUCGCGGACCUGGGCUGGUGCAGACCCACCCUGAUCCAGGAGAAGGCCAUCCCGCUGGCCCUGGAGGGCAAGGACUUGCUGGCGCGGGCCCGCACGGGCUCGGGGAAGACCGCCGCGUACGCGCUUCCCAUGCUUCAGCUGCUGCUCAACCGGAAAGUGACAGGCCCUGUGGUAGAACAGGCCGUGAGAGCCCUUGUCCUUGUGCCCACCAAGGAGUUGGCAAAGCAAGCACAGGCCAUGAUAAAGCAGCUCGGGACCUACUGCGCUCGGGACAUCCAAGUGGCUGAUGUCUCAGCUGCUGAAGACUCGGCCUCUCAGAGAUCUGUGCUGAUUGAGAAGCCAGACGUAGUGGUGGGGACUCCAACCCGCAUAUUCAGCCAUCUGCAGCAAGGCAACUUGAAGCUGCGUGACUCCUUGGAGCUCCUGGUGUUGGAUGAGGCUGAUCUUCUGUUUUCCUUUGGCUUUGAGGAAGAACUCAAGAGUCUUCUCUGUCACUUGCCCAGGAUUUACCAGACUUUUCUUAUGUCGGCAACUUUCAAUGAGGAUGUGCAGGCCCUCAAAGAACUGGUGCUACAUAACCCGGUUACUCUCAAGUUACAGGAGUCCCAGCUGCCUGGGCCAGACCAGCUUCAACAGUUCCAGGUGGUCUGUGAGACUGAGGAAAACAAGUUUCUGCUGCUGUAUGCCCUUCUCAAGCUGUCGUUGAUCCAGGGCAAGUCCUUGAUAUUUGUCAGCACUCUGGAGCGGGGCUACCGGCUCCGCCUGUUCUUGGAGCAGUUCAGCAUCCCUGCCUGCGUACUCAACGGGGAGCUGCCACUGCGCUCCAGGUGCCAUAUCAUCUCACAGUUCAACCAGGGCUUCUAUGACUGUGUCAUAGCCACGGAUGCCGAAGUCCUGGCGGCCCCCGUCAAGGGCAAACGUCCGGGCAGAGGAGCCAAAGGAGACAGAGCUUCAGAUCCUGAGAGUGGUGUGGCCCGGGGCAUAGACUUCCACCAGGUGUCUCUAGUGCUCAACUUCGAUCUUCCCACCACCCCUGAGGCCUACAUUCACAGAGCUGGCAGGACAGCUCGUGCCAACAACCCAGGUGUCGUCUUGACCUUCCUGCUGCCCACAGAGCAGGGCCAGCUGGGCCAGAUUGAAGAGCUUCUCACUGGAGAGAAUGGAGCCCCUGUCCUCCUUCCCUACCAGUUCCAGAUGGAGGAGAUUGAAGGUUUCCGUUAUCGCUGCAGGGAUGCCAUGCGCUCAGUGACUAAGCAAGCCAUCCGAGAGGCAAGGCUGAAGGAGGUGAAAGAAGAGCUCUUACGCUCAGAGAAACUCAAGACGUACUUUGAGGACAACCCCCGCGACCUGCAACUGCUGCGACACGACCUGCCCCUGCACCCUGCAGUCGUGAAGCCGCAGCUGGGCAAUGUCCCUGACUACUUGGUCCCUCCCACUCUGCGUGGGCUCGUCCACCCUCACAAGAAGCGGAAGAAGCCCCCCUCCUCCUACCGGAAGGUCAAGAAGGGGAAAGCUCAGAACCCACUGCGCAGCUUCAAGCAUCGAGGACAGAAGUCCACACCUGCAGCUGCCCACUCCUGA
Chrysochloris asiatica (Cape golden mole) is the source of this 1641-nucleotide messenger RNA. It is a transcript of the gene DDX56, whose product is annotated as DEAD (Asp-Glu-Ala-Asp) box helicase 56. Gene Ontology annotation, cellular component: nucleolus. The coding region runs from base 1 to 1641 and encodes 546 amino acids. NCBI's taxonomy places the organism in Eukaryota, Metazoa, Chordata, Mammalia, Afrosoricida, Chrysochloridae. Gene Ontology annotation, molecular function: nucleic acid binding; ATP binding; RNA helicase activity. The transcript is spliced from 14 exons. The record is from RefSeq and is a predicted model, not a curated record.